This is a messenger RNA of Lentinula edodes (shiitake mushroom), 1620 nucleotides long. RefSeq lists its product as uncharacterized. The record is from RefSeq and is a predicted model, not a curated record. The transcript has 4 exons. The coding region runs from base 1 to 1620 and encodes 539 amino acids. Lineage: Eukaryota; Fungi; Basidiomycota; Agaricomycetes; Agaricales; Omphalotaceae. Gene Ontology annotation, molecular function: protein binding.
AUGAAAUCCCUUGAUGUACAACUCACAGACCUUCCUACAGAGCUCCUGGUCUUGAUUCUUUCAUACUUACCGGCUUCGGAUCUAUUGUCAUGCAAUCUCGUAAACUCUCCAUUCUACACAAUCAUUUCCAACUCUGUUUAUCUCCAGUACAACAUCGAGUUGUACAAAGCAUGCGCUUUGGAUAACAAGAAUUGCACUCUCAGCUGCGCAGAGAAGUUGACAAUGCUCCAAAAGAGAGAAGAAGCCUGGUCAAAUUGUACACCGAGCUUUCAUAGAAUCGUACCCCUCAACUUCACUCCAGGAAGUGUUUACGACUUUUCAAGUGCUGUAUACCUGCUCGGAGACUAUACACGCCAGCGUCUCCAUUAUCUUCGCCUUCCGCACCUUCCCAAUCAAGAACCUCAGUGGUCCGUCUUUCCUUCCGAUGACAAUCGGCACAUCGUCGAUUUUGGGUUGAACUUACACGAGCAUGAUUUGAUUGCCUUGGUCACCGCGGAGCUUCAUUCUCAAUCCACGUCUUCCUCGUCGGCCAUGCUGUCCAUCGAUCUAUCUCUGCGCCAAUUUUCAACGGGGGAUCAUCAUCCCCUAGCCAAGGUUCCAUCGAUCCACGUCGUUGUCUCUGAGCUUCGAUGGGGUAGCCCAUCUAUCAAUCUAGAGAUUGUCGGGAAAUAUCUCGCUCUCGUGACCACUUUUUGGAGAAAUCCAAACUCAAAAUGCAUGGUCACUGUGUAUGAGUGGCAAACCGGAAAAAUGGUGAUGGAUAUUAAUGGACGUCCCGAGUCUUAUUCCGGCGUUGUCUUUAUCUCUGAGAACAUCAUACUUCUCCCAAACACCGAGACACGAGCGUUGGAACUUUGGAAAAUACCUGGCCCUAAUGAACAUUCCCCUUCCUCACCGUUACGGCAACUUGCACUUCCUAGACUAAUGCCACAUAAUGUGCUUCGCUUCAUAUCCUGCCGUGGAGAGCCCAAUCCGAGUGGGUCGAUUCACGACCCAAAAUACUCCGACCGUCCUUUCCACUACGAUCCCCUCGAUUCCAUCCUCCUUCUUCACCUUAGGGUCCAAGGGAUACAUCUGUCCUCUCUAUUCACCAUUUUCAUUCAUCGGCGAUCACUUUUGAAUCUUCUGCCUCCUCACGCGCCUUUCGUAGACAUCGACGUUGAAAAGCCCGUUCCAUGGGCGGAAUGGGCUCCGCCGAUUACAUUUUGCAUUGACCUUGGUGGCGGUAUACCUUCGCGGUGGAUAACUACCACAUGUGGCCAGCGCUUCGUCGUUCUACCUGGCCCAGGGGAUGACGUCGAUGAUUCAGACACGCCGGAGGAUGAUCUCAGGCGCAAGCCUCGUGCAAUCGUGGUUUUUGACUUCAACCUACACAAUGUUCGCAAAGCGGAGCGUGAGUUGGAAGUAGAUCCUGAUGCAACAACGAAGAUUGUCAGUCGGGAGAAAAAGGUGAUGGAUGCGCAAGAGAUAUUUGCGGAAGACAUCGUCUCCUGUCUACCUUACGUCGUUUCUGCAACCACUAAAAAGUACCGCCUGGAUGGGGUGCUUAUGGAUGAAGACAGGGUAUUGGGGUUGCAGGUAAGUCGAGAUCAUCUCGUUUCUUCCAUUGCCAUGGAUUGA